Molecule: messenger RNA, 832 nt
Organism: Homarus americanus (American lobster)
Lineage: Eukaryota; Metazoa; Arthropoda; Malacostraca; Decapoda; Nephropidae
Product: oocyte zinc finger protein XlCOF6.1-like
Exons: 1
Biological process (GO): regulation of transcription by RNA polymerase II
Molecular function (GO): DNA-binding transcription factor activity; RNA polymerase II cis-regulatory region sequence-specific DNA binding
Source: RefSeq, a predicted model, not a curated record
CACAGUGGUAUAAAGGAGUUUGAAUGUGAGGAAUGUGGGAAAUGUUUCUCACAGAAGAGUGAUCUCAAGAGACACAUUCGUGGACACAGUGGUAUAAAGGCGUUUGAAUGUAAGGAAUGUGGAAAACAUUUUGCAGAAAAGGGCACUCUCAACAGACACAUUCUUGUACACAGUGGAAUAAAGAAGUUUGAAUGUGAGGAAUGUGGGAAAUGUUUCUCACAGAAGAUUGAUCUCAAGAGACACAUUCUUGGACACAGUGGUAUAAAGGAGUUUGAAUGUAAGGAAUGUGGAAAUGUUUCUCCCUGAAGGGUACUCUCAAACGUCAUAAACUUGUGCAUGAAAAAAACAAAAUUCAUUAAAUGUUUGAAUGACUUUAACAGAAGGUAAAUGUGACACAUAAACUUGAAUACAGUGAUAUACAUCAAUAUAAAACCACUUGAACAAACUCUAUGAAUGUAGCAGAAAUAAAGACAAGUGACAAAUGCCAUUUUUAUAGAUAUUAAACACAAGUUAUAAUUAUCUGCUCUUAAGAUGUAAAUUCCUUUACCAUGACAUGAAAGAAUAUGUUAGAAAAAUAAACUUGUGUUAGUUGAGGGGUAUCCUAUGAGUCUAGUAGAACUUGUACAAUAAUUUUGUUAACAUGUAAUGGUCACAUGUAGACCCAGCCAUGUUGAUUUGGCUUGGUCAAGACAGGUGAUGUUGUUGACCUAGUCAUGUCCUGUUGUCACUUGUGUAUUGUACUAACAUGUACUGUACAUUACCAACUGUGAUGUACUAACAUGUACUGUACAUUACCAACUGUGAUGUACUAACAUGUACUGUACAUUACCAA